AGCAGGACCCUUUUGCAGCGCGAAUUCGGCCAAUCAAGCUCGAAGUUUUGAUUUCUGAUUAUCCUCUGUGAUGCAUUAUUGAAAACAAAUUUAUGGAGGCUUGAUUGUUGAUCAGAAAAUGCCAAAAAACUCCCGAUACUUCCUGAGUUCAUACACUUAGCUUGUUCGCAUCUAUGUGAGCCUGCAGAGACAGCGCUGAGGCUUCACCUUGAACAGAAACUGGCCCUUUUAGUUCGAUUCUUUAAUGACGAAACGCCUCUCAUAUCCACAUAAAGCGCUGGCAGAUUGUCGUACCCGACCCGACAGCAAACUCAAUGGAAACGGCAAUACGUUGGUCGGCUGUAUCAUCUGCCCCUCCUCAUCAUUUCGUACUGGUGGACUUGCUAGGCCACAAAGUCAAACUUAAUGAGGUCACCUCAGAUCGCGGCGAAGAUCUAGAAUAUCGACAGCUCUCUCAACAUUCCAAAUUUCCCGAAUUCAGGGCCUUCGAUUGGUGUCCAAGUAACGAGGCGCUUUUAGCAAUCGGGCUUCCUUCAGGCACGACAACCGUCUUAAAAAUCGAUGAGGAUGCAAACGAAAGCUUUUCCUUUCCGAUAAAGAAUCAGCGUUACUGCAAUGCUGUGGCAUUCAAUACCCAAGGACUUCUUGCUGGAGGCCUAGAAAAAGUUCGAAAUGAUUUCUGUUUGAAUAUUUGGGACGUUAAUCAACGCUUGUCGAGCCCGGAUACCGAUUCUGGUCGGCCUCAAGUCGAGCCUGUCCGAAAGCUUUGUACCUCUGAGGCAGUAUCAAGCAUUAGGUUUUUUGUUGACCAACCAGACACGCUCAUUGCGGGUGUAGGCCGACAAUUUUUACGGAUAUACGAUCUAAGAGAUUAUCCCGGAAAUGCAGCAAUCCAGUUUCCUACUCGGCGAGUAAAUAACUUAGCCAUUGACCCACUAGACCAAAAUUACUUUGCAUCAGCGGGACCUCAGGGCGACCCAACUGUAUGCAUUUGGGAUCGUCGUUUUACUUCUACAUCCAAUGCCGUCAUGUCACCGUCAGGGACCGGUUCCGCCGAGUUGGGCCAAUCCCGGCCGGUCCUUGAGUUUCGAAAUGCUAUUGAUACCUCCAAUGUUUCUGCAUCCCCGAGCAUCUGGAGCCUUCGAUUCGCCCGGGCGAAGAAGGGUUCUCUUGGUAUUUUAUCUAGCACUGGCGAAUUGAAGGUGUUUGAGAUAUCAAAAAAGAGUGUCCAUCUGAGUACUGGGCCCAACCGCGAUAGUUCUCCCCCAGGCGGCAAUUUCACGGAAGAGCCAUACGUUCGACGGAUUCGCAAUGUCCAGCGACCAUAUUAUGACCCUUUUCGCAAGCAAGAGCCUACGUCUCGUGUCGUAUCCUUUGACUUUACUUUCGCGAAUGACGCUGUCGAAGGAUACCAAUGUAUGGGUCUCCGCGCAAAUGGUCAGAUCCAGAUUCUGAGGCUCAAGCCGCCACCACCUCCAGUCUCUUUUUCGUCGCAGGGUGAGCUCUUCCUUGGACGAAAUGAAACUCCAAAAACCAAUAGCGCGACGCCACUAGAGAGCAAUAUGGUGUCAAGCAAGGGGUUUACUGUCUACGGCUUAGAUCGGUCGAAGAGAUUCUCGAUUGUAGACAAGUUUCGAAAUAUUAACUCCGGUCCUCAGUAUUCGGAAUCAACACCUGAGAUAUCAAACAUAUCUGGAGGCGGGAUUAGCAAGGAAAUUACUGCGCCGAAAUAUAGGUCCAGUCGUGAAGCGCACGAGGCUCUUUAUUCGUUUACGCCGCAAAUCUUCAAAAUGAGUAAUCCUGCAGCCUUGUAUCCAGGAACCGUCAUGCGUUGUCGUUGUGACGGAGGAUAUCUUUUUGACUGCGAGAAAAAUCAAAAAAUUGUCUCUGAGAAUCCUUGGCUUCAGGAGAUGUGGGCUUGGAUAGGUGGAAUGGAUGAGCUGGCUGAAGAUAAAGCUACCACGUAUGAGAUGAUGGAUUUUAGUUUUCUGGGUGUCCAUGCCAUAUGGCAUAAUACACUCGGUCCGAACCCGGAGGCCCGCAAGAUUCCUUCAGAUGGAAACCCCCAUACUAGGUAUACGGAUGCUAUCAUUGCAUUGAGAAUGCAGCUGGAGUGCCCUCGUUUUGAAGGAAUAAAAACGAGAUAUCCGGACCACCGUCAAGUUUGUCUUGCUAUAUGUGGUUGGGGUCAGUCAGAACAACGACUCAAGACGAUCAUUCAGCAACUGGUCCGGCAGGGAAAGCAUACCAAAGCAGCGGCCUGGGCGCUUUUCCACAAUCAAACCAAUUUGGCUGUAACUGCACUGACCAGACCGACUGCCACCGAAAGCCACAAACUGUUGGCGAUGGGAAUAGCUGCUUACAAUAAUGUUGGUGGAUUCAGAAGAGAUCCGAAUGAUGAAGCUUGGACGACACUUUGCCGGGAUAUUGCAGACUCUUUGGACGACCCUUAUUCGAGAGCCAUUUUGGCGCUCGUAAGCAAUGGGGACUGGAAAUCAGUCAUAGCAGAAAUGUCUCUGCCACUAAGGGACCGCCUUGGCGUAGCUUUGAAGUUCCUGAACGAUGAGGAGCUCACAAAAUUCAUUGACUCCGAGACUAGCAACUCUAUUCGCGCUGGUGACAUCGAAGGGAUUGUCCUUACUGGACUUACAAGUCAGGCAAUGGAUCUUUUCCAAAAUUAUAUCGCAAAGUACAAUGACGUACAGACAGCGGUUCUUGCGAUGUCGUAUACCAAUCCGACUUACGUCAGUGACUGGCGCUUCUGGCACUGGCGGGAAUAUUAUCGCGAUGCCAUUAAUUCCUGGAAAUUGCAUAUUCAUCGCGUCCGUUUCGACGUACAAUCAACCAAAAAAUCAGAAAAUUGGGACGAUGGCGUUCGCAUACCCCCACCUCCACGGCAAAUUACCUUGCGCUGUAUUCAUUGUAAUGGAGCUUUCGCAAAAGAGGACGAAGAAGCAGAUGUCUCAGCUACAGGAGGAAGCGCCUCUAGCGCGGUUCCAGCAGGAGAACAGCCUGGAGAAUUGAAGAGCUAUACCCUUGGUGGACCCGGCGCAUCUGCAGGCACAAUUUGUCCGAAAUGUGGACGUCACCUGCCAAGAUGUGGUGUCUGCAUGAUGUGGCUUGGUACCCCAGAUGUCUCCACGCCUGGUGGUGCUGCUGCGGUCGAAAAUGAGGAUCCCAUGACACGCUUCCUCACUUUCUGUCUCUCCUGCAAUCAUGGGUAUCACUCGAAUCACGCUCGUGACUGGUUCGCGGUUCAUAAAGUUUGCCCUGUUGCAGACUGCCAGUGUCUUUGUGCUGAGCAUCGCUAAGCUUGCCACUUAGGCAUCAUUCCAAGGCCUUCACUUCUGGCUUUGUAUUUUCUUCACGGGUCGGCUGUGGAAAAAUUUACAACCUAAGUUUUCUACAAAAGAAGCUCAUUGUGAUCGAAACAGCUUGCAGGCGGUUUUGGACUCUUAUCACCAUUUAAAUUCCCUUGUUGAAGAUUUUCAUGAUACCCAUGUCAUUUCAUUUUUUUUUUGUAUUAAAAAGAUUUUCCGCC
Xylona heveae TC161 is the source of this 3541-nucleotide messenger RNA. RefSeq lists its product as hypothetical. Gene Ontology annotation, cellular component: cytoplasm. Bases 315 to 3311 code for a protein of 998 amino acids. Gene Ontology annotation, biological process: positive regulation of TORC1 signaling. The record is from RefSeq and is a predicted model, not a curated record. The transcript is spliced from 4 exons. Gene Ontology annotation, molecular function: protein binding. Lineage: Eukaryota; Fungi; Ascomycota; Xylonomycetes; Xylonales; Xylonaceae.